AUGACUUCAACAUAUCCAACUUACAUCUACAAAAUCCUUCCUUCCGAUGCCGAGCCAUCUUCACCUCUUCCUGAAGCCCUACCGGUCUCUGAUCUUGAUAAGAGAGAUGGGUUUGUUCACUGCUCUACGUCGAAACAACUCUUAGGGACUUUAAAUGCAUUCUUCUCUCACGAAUCCCACGUCUACAUUCUCCGCAUCAAGUAUGAGAAAGUAGCUCCAUACAUCAAAUGGGAGAAUGCAGUGGGCAAGCAACCAGAGGAAGUAGGAGGAUGCUGGGAUACGGAGGGAAAGGCGGGCUUCUUUCCUCAUAUCUACAAUGGCUUGAAAGUCGGGAAAGGAGAGGUUCAUGAUGUGGGAGAAUGGAAGAGAAAAAACGAAGGGUGGUCUGGUGAAGGUUGGUGUUGGGGUGAGGUGGAUCGUCCUGUUUAG
Molecule: messenger RNA, 429 nt
Organism: Sclerotinia sclerotiorum 1980 UF-70
Lineage: Eukaryota; Fungi; Ascomycota; Leotiomycetes; Helotiales; Sclerotiniaceae
Exons: 2
Coding region: 1-429 (142 amino acids)
Source: RefSeq, a predicted model, not a curated record